Messenger RNA from Glycine soja, 2172 nucleotides. Its product is annotated as purine-uracil permease NCS1-like. The transcript has a single exon. Gene Ontology annotation, cellular component: plasma membrane. Bases 190 to 1905 code for a protein of 571 amino acids. Gene Ontology annotation, molecular function: nucleobase transmembrane transporter activity. NCBI's taxonomy places the organism in Eukaryota, Viridiplantae, Streptophyta, Magnoliopsida, Fabales, Fabaceae. Gene Ontology annotation, biological process: transmembrane transport; nucleobase transport. The record is from RefSeq and is a predicted model, not a curated record.
UGAUUGCUCAUUCUUAUUGCCCUCUAUCUUCAAAUUCAUUUCGUUCACAAUAAAAAAAAAUAGAAUAAAUAAAAGAGUGACCUUUAGCCAUUGCCCACCACUCAUCAUCCAUCUCCAUCACAAACCAUUACAUUCUACAAAAAACCACCUUAAGACUUCACAACCACAACAAUUCCACAAACAAAGAACAUGGUAGUAUCAAAAUGUCUAAGUCUAACACUCCAUGUUCCUACUCACCCCAGUACUCCUUUUCUCACCCCACCCUCCAAAAAAACUCCAACCUUGUCUUACUCUUCCACCCAUUUUUCCUUCCAAACAAAACUGAACAAAGCCUUUCCCACCUCAUACAACCAUUCCUUAACCAAACACUUUCCAAUGAAAUGUUCCAAUUCUUCCAGCUACACAUCACCACCAGAUUUUGAGCUUGAGUCUGAUGAUCCAACACUCACCAAUGAAGACCUCAAGCCAACAACACCAAGUCAAAGGACAUUUUCAGGCUUCGAAAUAGCAAGUUUAUGGGUUGGAUUAGUUGUUGGCGUCCCUUCUUAUUACCUUGCUGGAAGCCUCGUUGACCUUGGCAUGGCAUGGUGGCAGGGCAUAGCAACUGUGGUGGCAGCAAACAUGAUCCUCUUGGUUCCUUUGGUUCUCACUGGCCAUGCAGGAACACGUUAUGGCAUAUCAUUCCCAGUACUUGUUAGAUCCUCUUUUGGGAUCAAUGGUGCUCAUGUUCCUACCCUUAUAAGGGCACUUAUUGGUUGUGGUUGGUAUGGUAUUGAGUCUUGGAUUGGUGGAGAGGCAAUUUUCCUUCUCUUGCCGAAGGCAAUGAAGGAAGCUACUUCAUUGUCUCAGUCUCUACCUUGGCUUGGCACUUCCCCUCUUGAAUUUGCUUGCUUUUUGGUCUUUUGGGUUGCUCAAUUGGCCUUUGUUUGGAAGGGAAUUGAUGGCAUUCGAAAGCUUGAGAAGUACUCAGCUCCAAUAUUGGUUGCUCUCACUUCUUGUCUUCUUAUUUGGUCUUGUGUCAAAGCUGGUGGAAUUGGUCACAUGCUCUCUUUGUCUUCUAGGCUUUCUACUUCAGAAUUCUGGUCUGUUUUUUUUCCUUCUCUUACUGCCAAUAUAAGCUUUUGGGCCACUGUGGCUAUUAACAUUCCUGAUUUCACUAGAUAUGCUAAGAGCCAGAAGGAUCAAGUUAUUGGUCAAAUUGGACUUCCCAUCUUUAUGGGGGCAUUCACAUUUGUUGGUCUAGCAGUUACUUCAUCCACAAAAGUGAUAUUUGGUCAAGUUAUUUCUGACCCAAUUCUGCUUCUUGGUCAAAUUGGUGGCCUCACAACUAAGAUCGUUGCAAUCCUUGGUAUAAGCCUUGCAAUUAUCACCACCAAUAUUGCUGCCAAUGUUGUGGCACCAGCAAAUGCUCUUGUGAAUCUAAGUCCUAAAUGGUUCACCUUUAGAAGAGGAGCACUUCUAACUGCACUACUUGGGAUUGCAUUUCAGCCUUGGAGGCUUUUGAAGUCAAGUGAGAGCUUUGUUUAUACUUGGCUAGUUGGAUAUUCUGCUUUGAUGGGUCCUAUUGCAGGGAUUGUUCUAGCUGAUUACUAUAUUGUACAGAAAACAAAUUUGAAUGUUAGUGACUUGUACUCUAGGAGUCCUUAUGGGGCAUAUAGGUAUUCAAGAGGGUUUAAUGUGGCUGCUAUUCUGGCACUAGUUGUUGGAGUUUUACCUGUGGUUCCUGGUUUCUUGCAGAAAGUUGGAAUUGCAACUUCAGUUCCUAACACUUUUGUUGUGAUCUACAACAAUGCAUGGUUUGUAAGCUUCUUUUCUGCAGGAUUCUUGUAUUUGGUUCUAUCAAAUUUGAGAGGGAAACCUGGUAACUCUGCUGCUAGAGACCCCCUUUUGCCUACUGCAAAGUAAAUAUAGAGGAGCUUGUGGAAUGGACCAUCUCACCCUAUGUAUGAAUGUUGUACAUUGAGAUAUAGCCAAUGAAGAAAGUUUAUUUAGACAUUAUUCUUUGGUUGAAAAAUGUUCCAUGAUGAGAGUUGUUUUACUGGUAAUUAUGAGCUGGCUUGUACAUUUUUUUUUUCUUUCAAUGAUGGGAUCAUAUCAAUACUAAUGUCUGUAAUAUAAUAUAACUCUUGACAGAUUAGAUAUACAAGGUCCUCUUCCCUAUAGAUAUCAAAA